Molecule: messenger RNA, 3389 nt
Organism: Cryptomeria japonica (Japanese cedar)
Lineage: Eukaryota; Viridiplantae; Streptophyta; Pinopsida; Cupressales; Cupressaceae
Product: putative disease resistance protein At5g47280
Exons: 5
Coding region: 693-3191 (832 amino acids)
Biological process (GO): cell surface receptor signaling pathway; defense response to fungus
Molecular function (GO): ADP binding
Source: RefSeq, a predicted model, not a curated record
CCUGAUGCUACUGCCAAGAGUGAUAGAUGCCCUCACUGUUUAAGGAUGUUUCAGAGCUGUGUAGAUAGGGUGAUUGAGCGCAAAACGCAAGACGAUCUCAUUCAAUCACUUGUGGAGCUUCAUAAUGUGAUCUCAAAUAUGUCACAGAGGAAUAUUAGACGAGAAAGACGAGAAAGACGAGAAAGUGUGGAUAUAUGCAGUCGCAAAAGCAACGUGAGGAGAGGAACAAAGUUGAAUGCAGUGGGCAGGGGAAUUACCUAUAUAAUUUAUUGUGAACAUUUCUAGAAAAUCUUGUGAGGUCAUUGGCUCUGGGUAAAAGUAGAAACUGCUUUCGGCGCCCAUGACAACUGAUCAGAUUUGUCAGAAGCUUCAUAUCACUGAUCAGAUUUGUCAGAAGCUUCAUAUCACGCGAUUGCAAAUUCGGAGAAAUAGUUCAAAAGUAGCAAGGUGUAGAAUCGUCUCACUUUAGAUAACUUACCUCCCUAGUACUACCCAUAACAAUUGUGUUCUGACCUACAUUUGGCUUGGGCUACACGCUGUCUUGUUUUAUCCACACUAAAAAUGAAACUUAAAAGAAAUUUGGAUGUUGUCUACUUUAGAACGGAAUCUUCCUACUCACGCCUUGCCCUUGUUACUUAUCCUUGUAUAUUUGUGGGAGAUCAACCCAAGUGAGCAGACUGUAAGACAGUUGGAUGAAAAUGGUGGAUCUUGUGACACAAUCCGUCGUGGGUGCUGUUGCCAAUGAUCUGUUAUCGUUGGUGAGAGAUGCCAUAAAGAAGAGCUAUAACUGCAAACGUUACUGCAAGCGCCUUGAGAAAGCACUGGAAGAAAUCAUACCUCUAUUAAAUGAGGUCAUUGACACUGGUUCUGAGGAGAUUUCGCAACAUCGCCAGAAUAGGCUUGCGGAUUUUCAUAAGAGGCUGAAGGAUGGGACUGAGCUGGUAAACAGUUGUUCUAAGGUCAAGCGGUACAAUUUGUACAAGAGCUAUAAAUUUGCAACGAAAAUUCAAGCUUUGGAAAAGUAUAUUAUCAAUUUCCAUCCGAAGCAAGGCUGGUUGCAUACCAUGUGUGAUAUGCAGCAGCUCAGAGAAAGUAUGAAGCAGGGUUUUGAGACGAUUCAGGUCGAAAUUGCAGCACUCGAAUUACAACAGCCUCGGCUGAUGAUAACUGAUUCGAUGAAUCAGUUGCAAAUCGACGAAGAGAUUUCCAGUCACAUCCCACAAAUUCCUGAAUUGCCUAAAUCUCCUGUAGGUUUGCAGAUUUCUAUUGAUGAGCUGUGGAAGCGUCUGUCCCCCGAAGAUGUCUCACAUGUUGCAGUGAAAGGAUUGGGGGGCAGUGGAAAGACCACUCUGGCAAUAGCUCUCUGCAAUGACCCUAAAAUCAAAGAUCACUUUAAGGACAGAAUUGUUUUCGAAACAGUUUCGCAGUCCCCAAAUCUCAGGGUAACCAUUGAGAGACUGUGGGAUAAGAUAGUUCGUGGCGACAGACCUGAUUUUCAUAAUGUUGAAGAUGCCCGUAUCCUGUUCCAGCAAGGGCUUAACCAAAUGAAACCAAGGCCAACUUUGGUUGUGCUGGAUGAUGUCUGGAAAAAGCAUCACCUUGAAAAACUGUUGUUUAAAGCAGAAGGAUACAAGACUGUGAUCACAACCAGAGAUAGCCUUGUCGAAGCUUAUUGCCAGUAUGACUUGGAAUUAUUAAGCGAAGCAGGUGCUCUGUCCCUUUUCUGCUUUUGGGCAUUUGGACAGAAAACAGUUCCAGAAACAGUUGAUCAAAAUCUAGUCAGCCAGGUAAUAGCAGAAUGCAAAGGAUUGCCACUUGGUCUUAAGGUGAUCGGAAGCUCUCUGCGUGAUAAGCCUCCUGCAGUGUGGAGUCAUGCGAGAAACAAGCUUUCUCAAGCAGAACCGAUAUCAGAUUAUCACAAAGAUGGGCUUCUCAGCUGUCUGAAGACGAGUAUAGAUAUCUUAGAAAGAGAAGUUCAAGAAUGCUUUUUAGAUUUGGGGAUAUUUCCAGAGGACAGAAAAAAUCCUGUUGCUGCAUUAUCGGACCUGUGGGUUUAUGUUCAUGAGUUGGAUUGGGAAGCUGCUUAUAGAAAUUUGAUAGAACUUAAUAAUCGAAAUUUGUUGAGUCUUGUGAACAGUGCAAUGGAUCACUUUGGGAACAUGUAUGGCAGUAGCUCUGAACUUUUUAUUCAGCAUGAUGUUCUACGGGACUUGGCUUUAACCCUUGCCAGGCAAGAAGAGUCAAUAAACAUGCGUAGAAGGCUUAUUAUGCCCAGGGGAGAAAAUUAUGUUCCCAAAAUAUGGAAAAAACAUGCAGAUUCUCCAUUCAACGCUGAGAUUGUUUCUUUGCACACAGGUAUGAUGAAUGAGGAGGACUGGUGUCACAUGAAUUUUCCUAGAGCUAAGGCUCUUGUGUUAAACUUUUCUGCUAGUGAAUACUUUCUCCCCCCAUUUUUGCAGACCAUGCAACAGUUAAAAGUCCUUGUAAUUGUCAAUUACAACUCAGAGCGGGCCUCUCUCAAAGGUUUAUCAGUCCUAUCUUCAUUAUCUCAGUUGAAGAGUCUUAGGUUAGAGAGAGUGAUUGUUCCACCCCUCCAUGAUUAUUGCCAAACCUGGCAAAAAUUAGAGAAGCUAUUGUUUAGCCUAUGUGAUUGUUGCGAAAUUAUGAAUUGGAUGCAGAGAAGUCUGUGCUUUAAUUUACCCAAUCUUCUUGAGCUUACCAUUGAUCACUGUAGUAAGUUGGAGGAACUUCCUGCAUGUAUUUGUAAUAUGACUUCCCUUCAAAAGUUGUCUGUUACAUCCUGCCAUAUUCUUUAUAAGUUGUCGGAUGAUCUAGGAAAGCUUAGUUCACUGCAAAUGCUGCGUUUGAAUGGAUGCCCAUGUUUAAAGGAGCUGCCAUAUUCCAUAUGUAAACUUAAACAGCUGAAAUUCCUUGAUAUUUCACUGUGUGAACACAUGCAGCAACUCCCAGACGAGUUUAGCCAAUUGUCAAGCUUGGAAGGUCUUGAUAUGAGAGAGUGUUCUCAUGUGAAGAAAAUUCCUAAAUCUUCCAGUGAGUUAAAAUCCCUCGUGCAUGUUAUCUGUGAUGAGAAGCUCAGCCUGCAAUGGACAGCUAUCAAGGCCUCCAACAUUCCUCGGCUCAAUGUUGAAGUUGCAGAAGAGCCUUUCCACUUGGACUGGCUUGAAGAUUGAUGCAUAUGGCAUAUACUUGUAAAAUCUGGUUACAAUGCUGAUGGAGAUAUCCCAGAUUGAUGCUUUUGUCAAUGAUAUAAAUGUAAUGUACAAACAAUUGUAGAGUCUUGGGCAGUACUAUGUGAAGAAGGGGUUUCUGCGAGGUGAUGUAAAAUAUGCAUUCUUGUACAAACAAAUGUUUCCUUAUUUUCUCAUUCA